AUGGAGAUCAAGGAAUCAGAGAGGGUGGUUAUAGCUAAACCAGUAGCUUCCAGGCCUAGUUGCUCCACUUUUAGGUCUUUCUCAGAGUUGCUUGCGGGUGCCAUCAAUGCUUCACCCUCUAAUGUCUGUUCUGAAACGGCGGUUGCUGCUAUUAGACCAAAAACAGUGAGGUUCAGGCCAAUGGUGUAUCGUGCUCCAGAUGCAUUGUUUUCUUCACAGGCUGAACUCUCUGGAAUAGCAGCUAGCAAUUCAUCUAAUAAAGUUUCAAGUACUGAUAGCAAAGCCACUAUCAUAUAUAAACCACAGGCAAAGCUUGUGUCGAAGGCAACUGUUUCUCUACUGGCGAAUAUGGGGAACUUCAAUACUACUUCACAACAAAUGUUACAAUCCGUUGAGGCUCAUCCUCAGAGUCCAAAACAUGAUAAACACAGUUUCUCAUCCCAACUUACCUCAAAUCUUCUUCAGAAUAUUCCACCCCAUGCGGAAGCAGACCAGACAACUGCACCAUUAAGUUUAACAUCUCAGAAUCAGGAGGAAUUGAAAACUUUAUCACAUGCAUCUAAUGGGGACCGACCUUCAUAUGAUGGUUAUAAUUGGAGGAAAUAUGGACAAAAGCAAGUAAAAGGAAGUGAAUAUCCACGGAGUUAUUACAAGUGCACCUAUCCAAAUUGUCCGGUGAAGAAGAAGGUCGAAAGAUCAUUUGACGGACAGAUUGCAGAAAUUGUCUACAAAGGGGAACACAACCAUUCAAAGCCUCAGCCUCCUAAGCGCAACUCAUCAGGAACGCAAGGACUAGGAGCUGUAUCUGACAGCAAUGCUCAAGAUAGGAACUCCACCCCAUUAUGGAGUAAUCAACUCAAUGAAAGGAAUGAAGGCUCUGAAGCUAGAGAACAAAAUCAGAUCGAAAGUGGAUUACCAGUGCAUUCAAUUUAUCAGGGUCAAGCUCCACCGUCUUAUGAUCCUGCUGGAAACGGAUCAAUUAAUGCUGGUGCGGGAACUUCUGAUAACUCAUGUGGUGUUAGCGGGGAAUGUGAUGAUGGAAGCAAGGGAUUGGAGGGAGACGAUGAUGAACCUAGAAGUAAAAGAAGGAAAACUGAGAUACAAUCCAAUGAAGGUGGCAUGCCAGGGGAGGGAGUAGGAGUACAGGAGCCACGUGUAGUAGUGCAAAGUUCCACAGAUUCUGAGAUUUUGGGGGAUGGUUUUCGCUGGAGAAAAUAUGGGCAGAAGAUUGUGAAGGGGAAUCCAUAUCCAAGGAGUUACUAUAGAUGCACCAGUCUGAAAUGCAAUGUUCGCAAGCAUGUGGAAAGAGUAUCAGAUGAUCCAAGAGCUUUUAUUACAACAUACGAAGGAAAACACAACCAUGAGAUGCCUCUCAAGAGCCCAAAUAUAGCAGCAGCCUUUGAUCCCGAUUCAUAG
Molecule: messenger RNA, 1416 nt
Organism: Dovyalis caffra
Lineage: Eukaryota; Viridiplantae; Streptophyta; Magnoliopsida; Malpighiales; Salicaceae
Source: the annotation of a GenBank genome assembly